Molecule: messenger RNA, 3127 nt
Organism: Balaenoptera ricei (Rice's whale)
Lineage: Eukaryota; Metazoa; Chordata; Mammalia; Artiodactyla; Balaenopteridae
Gene: RASGEF1B
Product: RasGEF domain family member 1B
Exons: 17
Coding region: 113-1792 (559 amino acids)
Biological process (GO): Ras protein signal transduction; positive regulation of GTPase activity
Cellular component (GO): plasma membrane
Molecular function (GO): guanyl-nucleotide exchange factor activity
Source: RefSeq, a predicted model, not a curated record
CCCCGGGGCGCGCUGGCCGGCCGGCUGCGGGCGAGACCUCGGCGCCUGGGCUCUCGCGCCGGGAAAGGACGGAUCCGGCGCCUCGGGAGAGCCCCUGCCUCACUGCUCGUAUAUGGCAAAGUUUCUCGCCAAGCUCCUGGGCUGCACGUUGCCGAGCAAGGGCGCCUCUCCCAUGUGUGAGUCCAAAAGUCACUCCCGAGUUGGCCUGAAAUCAAGCACCAAGCAAAAGACCACCAUUCUCAGCACAUUGGCUAGUGAGAAGUCCUUAUCUGACUGCAAAAAGGAACAGCAAUGGAAAUCUUCAAUGUACAGCAGCAUUACUCCAAUCUGCUUUACAAGCCCUCCAAUUGAGAAGCCAAUUGGCAAAGAAAGCAUGCCUCAGACUCCUCCCUUUUCAGCAAUGUUUGACAGCAGUGGUUACAACCGAAACCUCUAUCAGUCUGCAGAGGACAGCUGUGGAGGGUUGUAUUACCAUGACAACAACCUCCUUUCCGGAUCUCUGGAAGCACUCAUCCAGCACUUAGUACCUAAUGUGGAUUACUAUCCGGAUAGAACGUACAUAUUUACCUUCCUACUGAGUUCUCGGUUAUUUAUGCAUCCGUAUGAGCUAAUGGCCAAAGUUUGCCACUUAUGUGUUGAGCACCAGAGACUAAGUGACCCUAGUGGUGAUAAGAAUCAGAUAAGAAAAAUUGCACCCAAGAUUCUUCAACUCCUGACAGAAUGGACAGAAACGUUUCCUUAUGAUUUUCGGGAUGAACGAAUGAUGAGAAACUUAAAAGAUCUGGCUCACCGAAUAGCCAGUGGCGAGGAGACAUAUAGGAAGAACGUCCAGCAGAUGAUCCAGUGUCUAAUCCGCAAACUUGCUGCGCUCAGCCAGUAUGAGGAGGUCCUGGCAAAAAUCAGCUCCACGUCGACAGAUCGGCUCACGGUUCUCAAGACCAAGCCACAGUCCAUACAAAGGGACAUUAUUACUGUCUGCAGUGACCCUUACACGUUGGCCCAGCAGCUGACUCACAUAGAGCUAGAGAGGCUCAAUUAUAUUGGCCCAGAAGAAUUUGUUCAGGCAUUUGUGCAGAAGGACCCUUUGGACAAUGACAAGAGUUGCUACAGUGAACGGAAGAAAACACGAAACUUAGAAGCUUACGUGGAAUGGUUUAAUCGUCUCAGCUACUUGGUUGCUACAGAAAUCUGCAUGCCUGUAAAGAAGAAGCACCGAGCAAGGAUGAUUGAGUAUUUCAUUGACGUAGCUCGGGAGUGUUUUAACAUUGGCAACUUUAAUUCCUUGAUGGCAAUAAUCUCUGGCAUGAAUAUGAGCCCAGUCUCUCGACUGAAAAAAACUUGGGCCAAAGUGAAGACAGCCAAGUUUGAUGUUCUUGAGCAUCAGAUGGACCCUUCAAGCAAUUUCUACAAUUAUCGGACUGCUCUUCGUGGGGCGGCACAAAGGUCUUUAACUGCUCAUAGCAGCAGAGAGAAGAUUGUGAUACCAUUCUUCAGUCUUUUAAUCAAAGAUAUUUAUUUCCUCAAUGAGGGGUGUGCCAACCGCCUUCCCAACGGCCAUGUCAACUUUGAGAAAUUUUGGGAACUGGCCAAACAAGUGAGUGAAUUCAUGACGUGGAAGCAAGUGGAGUGUCCAUUUGAGAGGGACCGGAAGAUCUUACAGUACCUGCUCACAAUACCAGUCUUUAGUGAAGAUGCUCUCUACUUGGCUUCCUAUGAGAGUGAAGGACCUGAAAACCACAUAGAGAAAGACAGAUGGAAGUCCUUAAGGUCCAGCCUCCUGGGCAGAGUUUAACACACGGGAUGCUGGCUGCUGCGUUCAAGCAGAUCAUCGAGGGGCUGGCCUUUGUUUUCGGGCAUCUAGUGCCACAGAAAAUCGUGACGUCCCUGCAAGCACGCUCCCUCAGGAGCAGAUGGGGACCUUAUUCCCCACAGCUGACAGACUGACUCAAAUUUUGCGAGACUGAAAUGUUCACUGAGGACACUUGAGAAAGAAUCCUCUAAAGAUCCCAGCUCUGCAAUGAUUCAUCUCCUGGAAUUUCCAUGUGAAUCACAGCUCUGCACCUGGAUGGAGCUUUCUUUUGUGUGUGUGUGUGUGUGUGUGUGUUUUAAUUUGGUUCAACAUUUGCUGCUAAUGGGACUUGCCCAGCUGAGUGCUGGCUCUUAGGAAGCCCAUGUUUCUUUGUUAACUUAAAAGAAAAAGGGAGAAGAGGGAGGGGAAGCAAGCCCUCCAUUUAGAUCCCAAACUGCAGCUGAGCGGCAUUGCCGGGAGGGGCCAGGCUGGCUGGAUGCCAACUGCGGACUUUGUUUCCCUGAGCGCGGGCUGUGUUGUGAAUUCCCCUCCUCCCUCUUCCUACAAGGUUUUGAGUUGGCUGCUGGUUAGCAAACUCCUUUUUACCCAUAUAAGUUAUUUAAUAUAAUAAUGAAGUUAACACUGUGGUAGGAAAAUAGCCACUAGAAAAAAAAGCAGAGUUUGUCAUUGGACUGUGUAACAUUCUAGAAGGACCUUCUGUUUUCUUUACCCUUCUGAGCUGUUUACUACUGACCACUGUGUUCUACAGAUGUGUUUUUCAGUCGUUUUUUUGUUACUUAGUUUUCCAUGACGCCUAUUUUUUUUUUCCUCUUGUAAAUUUAAAUUAUCUGACUUUAAGGGUCUUGGGAAAAAGCCCAUGGCCUAAUUACAGUUUAAUUUUUUAAACAGACUUAUUUUUCACUACCUUUCGUAGUCUGUUGGCGACUAAAUAUGUGAACAGAGAACAAAUUGGAAAAGAUAACCCCCGCCCACGAGAGCAGUGAACAAAACAAAUGAAAAACAUCUUGCUGUUGACUCAGAGGUCGAACUAAUUGUGAAAUAGUUCACCUUGUUAAACAUCUAAAUAAAUCUGUAGUGGCUCUGCAAACAGCCAUUAUAUUUAUUUACUCUAGGAAAAACUAGUAGUAAACUGUGCUAAUGAAAAAAAAAAAAAAAAAAAGACAUCAUGUUCAAAACAGAGAUGUAUUUGCAAACUUAAUGACAUGGUUUCAAAAACACAGAGCAUGUCUGUAUGCAGCACGGCAUCUCAGCAGACCUAAAACGUCUCCAAGCUGUCCCUUUACAACCAUCAAUAUAUUUGACACUCUGCGGCCAGGA